CCGCUGGGCCCUGUCGCUACGCAGCCUGAAAUACUGCGGCAUCCCGGGUUGAAUUUGGCCUCGCGCCCGGGCGCUCUCGGAGGACCGAAGCGCGGCCCCGAGUGAAGCGCGCACCUGUCGAAGACGAAGCGCGGGCAGGGGGUCGCAGGUUCCCCCCCACUCCCCGACCCCAGCCGCCUGUCGUACUAGCCAGCCCGGGCCACUUCCCGGAGGAGCGAGAUGAAGUACCCAAAAAUUUGGAAGAUGCUCGUAGCAGCAAUGUGCUUGGCCCUUCUGGGCUGCCUGCAAGCCCAGGAAUUCAAGGGGCAUGUUUCCAUAAUCCUGCUGGGAGCAACUGGGGACCUUGCUAAGAAGUACCUGUGGCAGGGCCUGUUCCAGCUGUACCUGGACGAGGCUGGGAAGGGCCAUAGUUUCAGCUUCCAUGGGGCCGCCCUGACAGCCCCCGAGCAGGGCCAGAAGCUCAUGGACAAGGCCUUAGAAUCCCUCUCCUGCCCCAAGGACUUGGCACCCAGUCACUGUGAUGAACUCAAGGGUCAGUUUCUGCAGCUGAGCCAGUACCGCCAGCUGAAGACAGCUGAGGACUAUCAGACCCUGAACAAGGACAUUGAGACCCAGGUCCAGCAAGACGGGCUCUGGGAAGCUGGCAGGAUCUUCUACUUCUCUGUGCCUCCCUUUGCCUAUGCAGACAUUGCCCGCAACAUCAACAGCAGCUGCCGACCGCACCCAGGCGCCUGGCUACGGGUUGUUCUUGAAAAACCCUUUGGCCAUGACCACCUCUCAGCCCAGCAGCUGGCUUCAGAGCUUGGGAGCUUUUUCCAGGAAGAGGAGAUGUAUCGAGUAGACCAUUACCUGGGCAAGCAGGCCGUGGCUCAGAUCCUGCCCUUCCGAGAUCAGAACCGCAAGGCCCUGGACGGCCUCUGGGACAGGCACCAUGUGGAGCGGGUGGAGAUUGUCCUGAAGGAGAUGGUGGAUGCGGAAGGCCGAGCCAGCUUCUACGAGGAGUACGGCGUCAUCCGUGACACGCUGCAGAACCAUCUGACGGAGAUCCUCACGCUGGUGGCCAUGGAGCUGCCCCACAACAUCAGCAGCUCGGCUGCCGUGCUGCAGCACAAGCUCCAGGCCUUCCAGGCCCUGCGGGGGCUGCAGAAGAACAGCGCCAUCCUGGGCCAGUACCAGGCCUACAGUGGGCAGGUGCGCCAGGAGCUGCAGAAGCCAGACAGCUACCAGAGCCUGACACCAACCUUUGCAGGUGUCCUCGUCUACAUUGACAACCUGCGCUGGGAGGGUGUGCCUUUCAUCCUGAUGUCUGGCAAGGCCUUGGAUGAGAGAGUGGGCUACGUUCGGAUCUUGUUUAAGAACCGGGCGUACUGCACCCAGAGCGAGAGGCGCUGGGCGUCGGAGCAGAGUCGGUGCCUGCCCCAGCAGAUUGUCUUCCACAUCGGACACGGAGAGCUGGGCCACCCCACCAUCUUGGUCAGCCAGAACCUGUUCAAGCCUCAUCUACCUACCCAGAGCUGGAAGGAGGUGCAGGGCGAGCCUGGGCUCCGCCUUUUCGGCCGUCCUCUGUCUGAUUACUAUGCCUACAGACCUGUGCGGGAGCAAGAUGCCUACUCCACCCUCUUGUCUCACAUCUUCCAUGGCCGAAAGGAGUCCUUCAUCACCACAGAGAAUCUGCUGGCCUCCUGGGUCUUCUGGACCCCCUUACUGGACAGCCUGGCCCUCGAAGUGCCACGCCUCUACCCAGGGGGAGCAGAGAAUGGCCAUUUGUUGGAUUUUGAGUUCAGUGGUGGCCAGCUGGCCUUCUCCCAGCAGCAGCUAGAGGUGCUGAUGCCAGAGUUAGGGUCAGUCCCAAAGCCCAGUGACUUCCAGGUCCUCGGGGCCCAGUACAGACAGAGCCCACUGGUCACUGCUUGGCCAGAGGAGCUGAUCUCUAGGCUAGCCAGUGACAUCGAAGCCACCGCAGUGCAGUCCGUACGGCUCUUUGGCAAGUUCCACCUGGCAUUGUCAGGCGGGUCGAGCCCCAUUGCCCUCUUCCAGGAGCUGGCCAUGGGGCACUACAGCUUCCCCUGGGCCCACACACACCUGUGGCUGGUUGAUGAGCGCUGUGUCCCGCUCUCAGACCCAGAGUCCAACUUCCAGGGCCUGCAGGUUCACCUGCUGCAGCAUGUCAGGGUUCCCUACUACAACAUACACCCCAUGCCGGUGCACCUGCACCAGCGGCUCUGUGCUGAAGAGGACCAGGGCGCCCAGUCCUACGCCAGGGAGAUCUCAGCCCUGGUGGCUAACAGCAGCUUUGACCUGGUACUGCUGGGCAUGGGCACCGACGGGCACACGGCCUCCCUUUUCCCGCAGUCCCCCGCUGGCCUAGAUGGCGAUCAGCUGGUGGUGCUGACGGAGAGCCCGUUCAGGCCCCACCAGCGCAUGAGCCUCAGCCUGCCCCUCAUCAACCGUGCCAAGAAGGUAGCUGUCCUGGUCAUGGGGAGGACAAAACGUGAGAUCACCACGCUGGUGAGCCGUGUGGGCCAUGAGCCCAAGAAGUGGCCCAUCUCAGGCGUACUGCCUCUUUCCGGGCAGCUGGUUUGGUACAUGGAUUACGAGGCCUUUCUGGGAUGACAGGAGCACCUGGCCUACGUCACUCUCCAGCUUCCUGUCACCCGCUCAAUGUGCCCCAGCUCUCCAGAGCCUGGUGCCAGAAUCAGGCCCCAGAGAAGGGAGGACAAAAUUCUACCCUGCUUCCCGGGCCCCCUGGUUCUGUGUAAUUAUGGUGCCUAGACACAAAAACAAGGCAGAACUCGGACUUCUGCUGUGGAGAUGCCUUCAAACCCAUCAGGAAAAAGACCCUCAUCACUAUCUACAACACAGAAUAAGACAGCGAUCCUUUCACUGGCUCCUGCAGGAAGAGGGGCCAGAGUUGGUGGAGAGACUCCUGGAGAAUGCAGUGCUCUGAGCCAGGCAAGAGUAGAACCAGUCCUGAGACUGCUCCCUCCGGCAGUCUGCCUCUUCUGGAAUCCCUUCAUCCCUCCGUGCAUCUAGCUGACACCUGGUCCUCCUUCAGGCAGCGUCUGCCUGCUCUGUGCCUGAUAGCCACUGCCCUCAGCCUUCCCCUAUACACUAAGGAGGGGCAGCUACAGACACUGCCAUGUCAGAAAGGUCCCCCCACCCUCCAAAAUCUAAAGACCCAGGCUCCCCUUCCCCCACGAGGACUGUUCCGCCAUCACUGGGCCAUCAGGUGUUUCUGAUCUAUUAGAUAGGGCUCUCUGUCUGCUCCUGGGGGUGGGGAUUACAGCUCACAGCUUCUUUCUGGGGCAUGUAUGGCCAGUUCCCUACACCAGGGGGCAGGCUGCAUCUAGGCCUUCUCACGCUACCUCUCUUGGGCUCCAAGCCUGGCAGCUGACUCUGCCUGUGUCUCCUCCAGACCUCUCUUCAUCCUUAACCUGGUACCACUGGGAACAGGAUAGGCAGCUCCUAAAUCCAGCCUCCUCCGGGGCCUCCGAAUUUUUAAUUUUUUUUUUUUUUUUUUAAAGAAAGCCGACAGUGUAGAGCAACCUUCUCAGGGCACAGGUAGUUUUGUUUCAGCCUCCGGUUUGGUCACGUGGACAAGGGAGGGCAUAGAAGGGCUACCAUGGCCCCUGGGUCACAGUCACGCUGUGUCAGUCACACAGUCUCGGUGUCUUUCAGAACUUUCCCAGAGAGGGGCUUUCGUUUGAUGAGGAGCAUCAGGAAAUCUGUUUCUCUGCUUUUGAUUGAUCGUACUUUUCUCCCAGGCAGAACAUGGGAAAGACCCUCACUUUCACUAGAGAUGCGUGCACAGUGUAGCUUGAGCUAGGGGCUCUGUAUGAAAGGCACUCUUGUUGAAAUUCUGCUUUCUCUGGCCUCCAGUGACCCAGACUGACAGAACACCUCUCUUGCAAGAGAGCUACCCUGGGCAGAAAGUUCACAUAAUGAAUGCCCUUGGGGUCCUUUUCUGGCUGGGCUUGCUGCUCACUUUUCUGGCUAGCGUCACAGGUAGUUGCGGGUGAGCUUCCACCUUUGGCCAUGUGGGGGAGCCCACGCGCCACCACUCACAUUCCACCCAGGCGGCAAGUUUAGUGCCAAAUGUCGUUCCUUUGUUUUUUUGGUCUGCCUCUCUGGCUUCUUAGCCCCAGUGCGUUCUCGUCUGUUCUUUAGGACUCAGCCCUCCGAAGGCCUUGCAUGACUCGGGAGAGAGGGUGAACAGGCUUUGUGUCACCGUUCUGAAUAACAGUGAGUCACUGCCCAGCCUGAGCCUAGAAUGUCCUGUUCUUACUCAGAAGAAUGACUGGCCUCUAUCUGUGGGGGGUUUGCACAGGGGAGGCCAGUGUGGGGAAAUACCAAAGAUUUUCUUUCCGGAAGCAAGCGCUAAUCGCGUUGGGAAGGCUGGCAGGAGACAUUGUCAGUGUCCUUUGGCGUGCACCUGUGUUGCCCUUUCCCCUUCUGCCCCGGGGUUAGGAAGGAGUGAAGCUCAGAGUCAGGACUGCUCUUCAGACCUUGUGGACCAUUGUCCACGGCAAGCAGUGUCUCAGGAAGGAGUUCUCAGCCUUGGGACCUGGGAUACCUGAAUUUUCUAUUUUCCAUUAAAAGAAAUUGUUGCUUGCAAACGA
Messenger RNA from Alexandromys fortis (reed vole), 4619 nucleotides. RefSeq names its product hexose-6-phosphate dehydrogenase/glucose 1-dehydrogenase (gene H6pd). Gene Ontology annotation, molecular function: glucose-6-phosphate dehydrogenase activity; 6-phosphogluconolactonase activity; NADP binding. Gene Ontology annotation, biological process: glucose metabolic process; pentose-phosphate shunt, oxidative branch; pentose-phosphate shunt. Lineage: Eukaryota; Metazoa; Chordata; Mammalia; Rodentia; Cricetidae. The transcript is spliced from 5 exons. Gene Ontology annotation, cellular component: endoplasmic reticulum. Bases 220 to 2613 code for a protein of 797 amino acids. The record is from RefSeq and is a predicted model, not a curated record.